AUCGUUCAGCCUUGAUGACCUGGUAUCUCUUUUUUUUUGCCCGUAUCCAGGUUAAGUACGAACAUUAAUGAUCAGUGCAUUAGGAUAUAUAUAUAUAGAAGCAUCAUUUACUACAACGCUAUAGGGGAUCUUAUUGCCGCUGUCUGAAGCACAAUGAGUGCCGAGUGGCUGCGAAACAUGGGCGGGGGGUCGCUGACGGACGAGGAGAUGCAGAAAGUCCCCUACCCAACGGUGGAGCUUACAACGCAUGUAAUCAUCAAGUCCAUGCAGUUUUACGGCAUUAUUGGCACGUGGAUUGUCGGGCCCCUUGCAGCAGUAGGGAAGAAGGAAACGCGUAAUACUGCUUGCCUCAGAAUGAAAAUGGCGAAAUGUGGACGGGUUGGCGUGCUUCUGGGUGUACCUGGGGGGAUUUUAGCAACGUAUCUUACAAUCAGGAAAGAUGAGGAGUAUAAAGUAUGGGACCGCUGUUACCGGCUUCGACACAAUCGCGGACAGGUGCGUGUGGACCAGGCUUGCACAGUGACCACCUUGGGUGGCGCCGCCAUAGGGGCGGCCACCGGAGGAGGGGUCUGGUUCGGCGGCCUGAUGGGGAUGACGGCCGGCUUGUUAGGUGCCGCCAUAUAUAAUGGUAAACUCGCGGCCAAGCAGAAGGCUGAAGCCGAAGAAGCGAAAAAGAAUAGUUAAUGAAGAUAUUCCCAUGUUAGUGUCUACGGGGUAAAAGAACUAGUAUAUAAAGAGUCUGGUGGGACGACAACAACAAUACCAGUUGGCACAGGUUAAACAGCUACGAGCAUAACAUGUGAUGUUACAGGAACAGUAAACACCAACAGCAGAAUUAAAAAAAAAAUCUUGUGAAACAAGUUAUUGCAACAUGUUAAUCGCUCUCCGAAGUUGUCACGAUUUUUACACGAAAGUGUGGUCUUUUGUUGAGAUAUAUUAAAUUUUGUAUACAACUUAAAGUUAGUGACUCUGAAUGUUCUCACAAUAUGAUAUUUUUAUGUGUGAGUAUGCAUAUCGAAAUAUUUAUUUUUAUUAAAUUUGGUACGAAUGUCAGGGAAGCACAAGUCUUUGCAGUAAUGUCCAUAUCUUAAACGGCCAAUUGUUUCAGAGAAAGCAUACUUUUUAAUAUUACUAGCCAUAUAUAGCUAGCUAUAAUACUAGCCAUAGGCAUCGUUGUUGAUGUGCACAUCUAACGUUAGCCAUAAUUGAUAUUAUCUAUUCUAAUAUAAACUUGCUACACAUGUUGCUAGAAAAAAUACGCAUAUCUUAAUAACUGAUGAGCUUUGCCCCUUUUCCACUAAAAAACAUCAGACGAGCGUUUGCGUUCUUUCCGCGGCGUUGUUGUUAUUUUUAUGUGUAAAGAGAGGCUGCCACGAACAAGUCGUAAAAAAACUAUUGGUGAUCAUUUAAAAUUAUAUAAACUUGCACCGUCGGACUCUCGCGAUACAUCAUUGCGUUCUGUUUUGUUGUGUACAUUGGGCGAAUUGGCGAAGAAAAUCUCGUUAUCAUGAAUUAUUAGAGGCAGUUUCAUAGGUACUGCAUGGACCAAAUGCGGAAAUAAUUAUGCACAUACAAUUAUACUAAUGUGUUCUCGAAGAAAAAAGUCUUCUUCAAGCGAAAUGGUCGGCCAGAUAGCUACAAAUUAUAAAACACUCGCUUAGACCACUUGCCUUUGAAGAGUAUUCAAUGGUAACAUGCAAUUUCAUUGAAAAAAGAGUUGUAUCACCUGCUAAUUGUCAGAUAAUUUUCCCACGGAAAGGUAAUGAUAAAAAUACCGUGGUUGCGGAUGAUGAUACAUACUUUCUGCUCCUAGCAUCUCCUUCUCCGUCGUCACACUAUGUGUCUAAUACCGGAUGAGUUAUAACCUCUUCUUCCAUGCACCAACUGUCUCCCCGUUGUCGACGGUUCGUAGUUUUAAUUUCAAUGUGAUUUCUUUUCUCAAAGAAUUAAUACAAUUGAUGGCAUCUAGUGAUCAGCACCAUUCUUAUGUCUAUGAGGAAAUGUAUAAACUAUUAAACCAAUAUUAAACAUUUAAAAUCCACCUUUUUAGCUCGCCUGUUUUUGCUGUUUUUUGACGAUAACAUUGUGGGUAUUUUGACAGCCUUGGUGUCGUCGUCGGCUUCGUCGUCGUAGUUCAAACACUUGUCGAAACCUUUGUCAUUACUAUGAAAUGUCUGUCACAUAUUACUAGUGUCUAUAUGCACAUGUAUAGCGAGGUCCAUGCCGUUAUCAUUUGUCGAGUUAUGCCUCUCUCUUGUCAUAUCAUAGUAACAAUUCAAGACAUGUACAUUGCACCCAUACUAUUAGUGACAAUAUGCACAUGUGUAGCGAGACCCAUACGCAUGUCAUUAUCAUUUGUCGAGUUAUGCCUCUCUCUUGGUCAUAUCAUAGUAACAAUUCAAGACAUGUACAUUGCACCCAUACUAUUAGUGACAAUAUGCACAUGUGUAGCGAGACCCAUACGUAUGCCGUUAUCAUUUGUCGAGUUAUGCCUCUCUCUUGGUCAUAUCAUAGUAACAAUUCAAGACAUGUACAUUGUACCCAUACUAUUAGUGACAAUAUGCACAUGUGUAGCGAGACCCAUACGCAUGUCAUUAUCAUUUGUCGAGUUAUGCCUCUCUCUUGGUCAUAUCGUAGUAACAAUUUAAGAUAUUUACAUUGCACACAUAUUACUAGUGACAAAAUGGACAUGCGUAGCAAGGCACAUUACUCUGUUUUUAAUAAUUGUCGAAUAAUGCCCCUCGAAAGUUGGUAAAGUAAAACGAAAAUUAAUAAUAAGUUAAUAACUGUUCAAGAUAAUUUCUUUCAACUUGGUAUACGUAUCACUAAUAAAAAUGUACACAUGUGUAGCCUGGCCUGUAACUCUUGCUGAUGUUUUUUUUUUCGAGUUAUACAUGUAUUUUAAAAUUAAAAAAAAAAAUCA
Mya arenaria is the source of this 2923-nucleotide messenger RNA. RefSeq lists its product as uncharacterized. NCBI's taxonomy places the organism in Eukaryota, Metazoa, Mollusca, Bivalvia, Myida, Myidae. The transcript has 2 exons. The record is from RefSeq and is a predicted model, not a curated record. Bases 154 to 684 code for a protein of 176 amino acids.